UUGAUUAGCUCCCGCUCCCGUCUGCUCCAGUUCAGUUUUUAUCCUGUACCGUCCCAAUCACGUGAUCUUUACUGAUGCUGUCUCCCGUCCCGUGGGAUUCCCAAAAAAAUGUCAGCCUCUAGUCCCACGCCUCCAACAAGUCCCGUGCCUCCACCUGGUCCCGUGCCUCCACCUGGUCCCGUGCCUCCACCGGGUCUCAAGCCUCCACCAAGUCCCGUACCUCCAGCAGGUCCCGUGCCUCCAGCUGGUCCCGAGCCUCCAGCAGGUCCCGUGCCUUCAGCAGGUCCCAAACCUCCAGCUGGUCCCGUGCCUCCAGCAGGUCCCGUGCCUCCACCGGGUCUCAAGCCUCCACCAAGUCCCGUACCUCCAGCAGGUCCCGUGCCUCCAGCUGGUCCCGAGCCUCCAGCGGGUCCCGUGCCUUCAGCAGGUCCCAAACCUCCAGCUGGUCCCGUGCCUCCAGCAGGUCCCGUGCCUCCACCGGGUCUCAAGCCUCCACCAAGUCCCGUACCUCCAGCAGGUCCCGUGCCUCCAGCUGGUCCCGAGCCUCCAGCGGGUCCCGUGCCUUCAGCAGGUCCCAAACCUCCAGCUGGUCCCGUGCCUCCAGCUGGUCCCGUGCCUCCAGCAGGUCCCGUGCCUCCAGCUGGUCCCGUGCCUUCAGCAGGUCCCAAACCUCCAGCUGGUCACGAGCCUCCACCAGUUCACAAGCCUCCAGCUGGUCUCAUGCCUCCUGCAGGUCCCAAGCCUCCACCAAGUCCCGAGCCUCCACCGGGUCUCAAGCCUCCACCGGGUCCCGAGCCUUCAGCUGGUCCCGUGCCUCCAGCAGGUCCCAAGCCUCCAGCAGGUUCCGUGCCUGCAGCAGGUCCCAAGCCUCCAGCUGGUCCCGUGCCUCCAGCAGGUCCCAAGCCUCCAGCAGGUCUCAAGCCUCCACCAAGUCCCGUACCUCCAGCAGGUCCCGUGCCUCCAGCUGGUCCCGAGCCUCCACCUGGUCCCGUGCCUCCAGCUAGUCCCGUGCCUCGAGCAGGUCCUGAGCCUCCAGCAGUCCCAAGCCUCCAGCAGGUCCCAUGCCUCCAGCAGGUCCCAUGCCUCCAGCAGGUCCCGUGCCUCCAGCAGGUCCCGUGCCUCCAGCAGGUCCCAAGCCUCCAGCAGUCCCGUGCCUCCAGCAGGUCCCGUGCCUCCAGCAGGUCCCAAGCCUCCAGCUGGUCCCGAGCCUCCAGCAGGUCCCGUGCCUUCAGCUGGUCCCGUGCCUCCAGCAGGUCCCAAGCCUCUAUCUGGUCCCAAGCCUCCAGCUGGUCCUGUGCCUCCAGCAGGUCAGGCGAUUUGAUUUCACCAAACGUCUAAGUGAUCGCCGAUCACGAUCAUUCAGGAUUUUUUUCCGGCCAUAUUUCUUCCUGGAAAACGAUGGGUCCCCGCCAUCCUUCCAGUUUUUUUUUUUGGACAGUUCUCAACCCAAUGUUGGUAGUUUCUGCAAUCUCCUGAAAUGUUUUCUCUGCUUGAUGCACGCCGAUGAUUUGACCCUUCUGAAACAGACUGAUA
Molecule: messenger RNA, 1533 nt
Organism: Girardinichthys multiradiatus
Lineage: Eukaryota; Metazoa; Chordata; Actinopteri; Cyprinodontiformes; Goodeidae
Product: basic proline-rich protein-like
Exons: 1
Coding region: 109-1338 (409 amino acids)
Source: RefSeq, a predicted model, not a curated record